Molecule: messenger RNA, 252 nt
Organism: Gongylonema pulchrum
Lineage: Eukaryota; Metazoa; Nematoda; Chromadorea; Rhabditida; Gongylonematidae
Source: the annotation of a GenBank genome assembly
AAGGCACUGAGUGAUGGGACGGGGCUAAAUGCGAUUUUGACACUUGACUAUCGAGAUGAGUUCUCACGAAAGGAGGUGGAGGAAGAAGCGGCACUUGAAGUGAAGAAAAAAUUUGUGGUCGGCCAAGGGGUGAAGGGAGGGGCCGAUGCGUUAUCAUGGGUGGAAGUGGCCAAGGCUUGCAGUGUGCGGCAACGGCCAGCGGAGAGCGAUAGUUGGACUGUAAGUAUCGAGCCGGUCGCUCGGUGCCGAUGA